GACUCUAGUCCUCUCUUAGUAACAAGUCUCUUAUUAAAGAAGAAAGAAACCCUCUUCUCUUCAGUCUUCACUAUCCAACUUCUCACUCCUCUUCAGUCGGCUCUUCUAACCGCUACUCUGAAUUAUGGAUAAUAAAAAACCUAGAACAACAUCAUCAAUGGUGGACAGAAUUUCAAAACUACCUGAUUCAGUCAUUCUACACAUACUGUCGUUUCUUCCCAUUGAGGAUGUUGUUUCAACUUGUCUCAUUUCGAAGCGUUGGAAACUCAUGUGGUAUAAAGUCCCCAAACUCUCUUUCUCUAAUAAAACUACUCGUUUUAGAUUGAGAGGGGGACAGAAAACGUUCUGCAAUUAUGUGGACAAUUGUUUGGAACACCGCAAGAGAGUUAUGCACUCUAUCCCCAAUUCAGUCAUUACUCGUUUUGAGCUUCACAUGGAUUGCUAUAAAAGAAGCAAGGCUGCCCACAUUGAUAAAUGGUUAGCUUUUGUUGUUGAGAAUAGUGUUGAGGAAAUAAAUCUUUUCUUGUCUAGAGCUAAUGAUGAUGAUGAUGGUCAGCUUUACUACUAUUGCUUACCUAAAACAGUAGUAGUCAAUGCAAGUUGUUUGACUGUUUUAGAGUUGAGUAUGGUCGAGUUGGAUUCUCGUUACUCGUUUAGUUUUCCAUCUUUGAAGUCUUUGUCAUUGACCCUUGUUCGGUUUGCAGAUAAGGAUGUGGUAGAUGGGUUGUUGUUGGGUUCCCCUUCCCUUGAGAAAUUGUGGUUGAUUUCAUGUAGUUUGAGUAAUGAUCAUCAGCUCCACAUAAGUAGUUUAAGCCUCAAGUUCUUGAAAAUUAGACUUGCUAAUAUAGUGGAGCAAAUUGAAGCCAUAAAUCUUGAAUCUUUGGAUCUAUACUGUGUUUCCUUUAGCAAAAAUCUAUCUGUAAGCAAGGCAAUUAGAAAUCUCUCUUUAACUUGCGACUGGCGAAUGGAAAAGUCAUCGAUAGAAUAUCUCAUCUCAAGCCUUCCUCUCCUUGAGAAUUUGACUUUAAGCAACUGUCAAUACUUGGGAUUGAAGCAGAUUAAAAUCUCGAGUCAAUCCUUGAAAAGUUUCAAUUUGAAUAACUCUUACGAUGUGGAAAUGAACGUUAUAAUUGAAUCAGCUCCAAAAUUAGCAUCAUUCUGUUAUGUAGGUAAUAUCAAAUUUAGUAUAUCAAUGGAGUCACCCAAUUUGGUAAAUGGAACAUUCAUAAUUAUCGAGCGUCGCGAGAACUAUAAUGGAGAUUGGUUUAUUGAUAUGAUAAAUUUUCUUUUAAAUCUCAAUUGUUCUUGGAAUAGUGUAAGCCUACAUGUUGAUUCAGCUAAGGGUCUCAUCUUACCAGAAAACUUGAAGAGGUUAUCACAUUCUCCUUUGGUUAAUUGGGAACAUCUUAGAGUUUUUACAGAUUAUGAACCAGAAAAUAAAUCAGAUUUGAGAGAUGCUCUGAUGUGGAUUUCUCCUUCUUUGAAGACAUUGUCUAUAGCAAAAAAGGGCAUCUUCUUAAAAACCUUUUAACAUUUUAAACUAUGAUUAUGGGUAUAGAUCACUGUCUGUGUUUCUUUUGGAGAUUGUAUUUACUUUAUAGGUAUUUCAAGUGACAAGACUAAUGAAUCCUGCUUUGCUUAA
This is a messenger RNA of Cannabis sativa, 1642 nucleotides long. RefSeq names its product probable FBD-associated F-box protein At1g32375. The coding region runs from base 125 to 1531 and encodes 468 amino acids. The record is from RefSeq and is a predicted model, not a curated record. The transcript is spliced from 3 exons. Lineage: Eukaryota; Viridiplantae; Streptophyta; Magnoliopsida; Rosales; Cannabaceae. Gene Ontology annotation, molecular function: protein binding.